Botrytis fragariae is the source of this 276-nucleotide messenger RNA. RefSeq lists its product as uncharacterized. The record is from RefSeq and is a predicted model, not a curated record. The transcript has 2 exons. Lineage: Eukaryota; Fungi; Ascomycota; Leotiomycetes; Helotiales; Sclerotiniaceae. Bases 1 to 276 code for a protein of 91 amino acids.
AUGAAGCUACUUGGCACCAUCACGACGAUUGACGAGCCAAUCGUCAUGAUCGUGGUCACCGUAAUUUUUGCACUGCAACCACCCACUUCCAUAACUCUUUGGAACGUCAAUGGACUACCCAAUAACGGUAGGAAGAGAUGGCUCAAACGUGAGACGAGAGCUCAAAUGCACCUAAUCAAGUUGAGAGUCGCUGGCUAUUGUUACCAUGCCAAUACUCCAGAAAAGUAUAUUCACUUUUUGAUUAACCUAUCCUACCCGGUUCAAGUGAAUUUCUAG